AGCGGCAGACGCGCACGGGGCCUAGUCGCCACAUCUUUUCAUGCGAAGAAGCUGCGCCGCUAACCGUCAGUAAUUCGCAUGUAUUUGCUCUGAAUAUGUGCUCAGAGUUUACGCUCAGUGGAACUAAACAGCGGAGACGUAUCAGCCGAUGUUAAACGGAGCCGUUUUUGGUUUCCCAAAGCCGCUCCGGCCCGGGCCUCAGUCCGCGGUCUAGAGUUUGACAGCGGGCCGCUUGAGACGGUAGGACGCCGGCGUGCAGCUGCGAGCCAGGCGCCGUGGCCCAGAGAGCAUCAUGGGAGACAGUCGAGACUCCCGCAGCCCAGACAGUUCGUCUGUGUCUUCCCCUCCAUCAGACCAGCACUCGUCCCCGCUGGUUCCCUCCGCCGCCGCUUCCAUGACCUCCCUCCCUCCCAUCACCUCCACCGGGGUCAACAGCCCCAUCAGCAGCAUCGGCUCCCCCUUUUCUGUCAUCAGUUCCUCGCUGGGCUCACCCUGCCUACCUGGAACACCGUCUGUGGGCUACGGCCCCAUUAGCAGCCCGCAGAUUAACUCAACAGUGUCGAUGUCGGGGCUCCAUGCAGUGAGCAGUUCUGAUGAUGUGAAACCUCCGUUGGGCUUGAAGCAGCUGUCGUCCCACAGCCCAGGGCCAAUGCUUUCCCAGAAACGCCUAUGCUCCAUCUGUGGAGACAGAUCCUCUGGUAAACACUAUGGUGUCUACAGCUGUGAGGGCUGUAAAGGCUUCUUCAAGCGAACAGUACGCAAAGACCUGACUUACACCUGUCGGGACAAUAAAGACUGCAUGGUGGAUAAGAGACAGAGGAACCGCUGCCAGUACUGCCGCUACCAGAAGUGCCUGGCGAUGGGCAUGAAGAGAGAAGUGGCCAAGAUGAACGACAGAUCUGUCCAAGAGGAGCGUCAGAGGAACAAGGAGCGAGAGGGCGAGGUGGAGUCCACUAGUGCGGUGAACGAGGAAAUGCCAGUGGAGAAGAUAUUGGAGGCAGAGAUGGCCGUAGAGCAGAAGACUGAGCUCCAUGCUGACGGAAGUUCAGGCGGCAGCUCGCCCAACGACCCCGUCACCAACAUCUGUCAGGCAGCAGACAAGCAGCUCUUCACUCUGGUGGAGUGGGCCAAGAGGAUCCCUCACUUCUCUGAGCUGCCCCUGGACGACCAGGUCAUCCUGCUCCGUGCAGGUUGGAACGAGCUCCUGAUUGCAUCAUUCUCUCAUCGAUCCAUCUCCGUGAAGGAUGGGAUCCUGCUGGCCACCGGCCUGCACGUCCAUCGCAACAGUGCUCACAGUGCAGGAGUUGGAGCCAUCUUUGACAGGGCACACAAUGCCGAGGUUGGGGCCAUAUUGGACAGGGUUUUGACAGAACUAGUGAGCAAAAUGAGAGACAUGCAAAUGGACAAGUCAGAGCUGGGCUGCCUUCGAGCCAUCAUCCUUUUCAACCCAGAUGCCAAGGGUUUGUCCAACCCCAGUGAGGUGGAGCUCCUGAGGGAGAGGGUGUACGCAUCUCUUGAAGCUUACUGCAAACAUAAAUACCCCGAUCAGCAGGGCAGGUUUGCCAAACUCCUCCUCCGUCUCCCGGCGCUGCGCUCCAUUGGUCUAAAAUGCCUGGAGCACCUGUUCUUCUUCAAGCUGAUCGGCGACACGCCCAUCGACACCUUCCUGAUGGAGAUGCUGGAGGCGCCUCACCAGCUCACCUAGAGGAGGCAGGGUGGGUCCGGUCAGGACCUGAUGCGUAGCAGGAACCCCGGCACGUCGGCCUGUGGCCGGGUGUUGGCUCUUAUCGUUGGGCCUCACUUAAAGGCACCUCCUGCUGGUUUUGAUGUACCAGCUCUCACACUUGUAUACACACACACACACACACACACACUACUGUCACCGGCUGAUUUUUCUCUCACGUGCAGGUUGAGACCUGCAAACACAAAGCGACAUGCAAUAUGAACAAUACACGAUAAAAGUCUCAGAUGAAAAAUGUUGCUGUAAACACGUACACACACUUUUCCCAUGCUCAGUUUUCCACCAGAGGGUUUAUGACUCCAGGAACACACCCCCUCCAUCACACAUACAGUAAAUGUCUUAAUUUCAAGUGAUCCUUCAUUUCCACAUCUUCAUCUCAGUGUUUGUGUUUCUGGUGACAGGUGUUCGCUCCCUGAUUUAACCGGGUUGCUUAGUUGCACUGCUCGGUGCACCUCUGUGUGUUCUAUCGAUCAUUGUCUGGUUUAGAUGGAAAAUAAUCACGUGCAUAGCAUUUAAAUCGCCUUCCCUUCUAAUUGAUGUUGAUCUUGUUGAAGUGUCCUAAUGAAGGACACGCUGACACGUCCCAUCCCACUUAGUUCAACCAUUGUAAACAUUGAACUAUGUUUUGCUUUUUUGAAUAUUCAUGCUGAAACUUGAUGGAGUUUCUAUUUUGAAGUACUGUACUCAUGAAAUGAGAGCUUUUUCCAAGGCAUUGAAAUCCAGGAAAAGGGGGCUGGGAGCACUUAGUUGAAGCAGCUCGGUCCCUCCCACCCUGAUGCGCACAGUGGGCUUUGUAAGACAAGAAGAAUGACUUGAAUUAUUAUUUUUUAGCUUUGAUUUUGUCCUUUACUUGGGCAGUUGGUGUUUUAAACAGCUCGAGGCUCACAGGAAGAACAGCCUCAUGCAAGACAACAGAGUAUUUGUUUCUGUCCUCUCUCCUGUCCCCUCCUCAAUCCUUUGCUGGUGGUCAUUUAUGCACUUUCAUGAGUUGUAACUGUGUCCUUGUUUCCUAGAAAUGACCAUCUGUUCUCACACCUGAAAUGACCUUCAAGGUACUAUGUGUAGGGUUUAUUGUUACUGCAGAUGUGAUGUACGUGACAUCUGCUGGCCUGUCCCGACCCCUUCCCAAUCGUCCUUGUUCCUGAUUAGCUCCUCGUAUUAUAAACCCUGCUCUGAGCAGGUGUGUGUGCUUGGUGAGCCUGUGACCUAACACUGACGUUUGAGCUCCUGCCCAGCGGCCUUUGAAGUGUCCUUCUACAAAAUGCUGAACCGUUUGAGAGGCAUCGCUUUGUAUUGAAGAUGCUGCACUCUGUCCUCUGUGUACAAUUGGAUGCAAAGAGCUGAGCCUUUGCUCAGAUGGAAGUAUGACGAGUAGUUUUUACUGAUGUGACCGUGCCAAUAUUGCGUCAUUUAGUUUCACCUGCAGUAGUUGUACAGUCCACUGCUCACAUGUAACUAACGCACCAGUGUUACAUCUGUGUUGAUGAGUGUCCUGCAAUAACCUGAUGACAGAAAUCCUACACCUACUACCUGCAGCUGUGAGACUUUAUUGUGACUUUUGUAUAGUAGAUGUAAAUAAUAGAAAACAGCCAGGACUCAUGCAGAAACAAACGUCUGUUCACGUUGGUGUGACUGAAUGUGCGGCUCCAACACACACAAACACACACGUAGAAGCUCUUCAUUUCUGCUGUUGAGUUAACGUUGAUCUUCCUCCUCCUGAAGACGUUACUGAGCCCAGGGCAAACUCCAUCUUCCUGCUGCUUUUGCACCACCCGCCAACGUUUUCUGUUGCUCUUGAACCGAUUGGCUGCAUUUCAUUGACGCCGGCACUUGACAUUUACUGUGAUUUGAAUUCGUAGGCCACUGAAUGUGAGCAUUGCAGUGGGAGGAAAAUGCAGCCUCUAUCAGGAAACCUGGUGAAUCCAACUUUCUAGACUCGAGGGGAGCAAUUUGAAGAUGUAUUACAUGUUCUUAAGGUAUUUAAGAGUGUUUAGUCUUUGUAUUGAUUAGAAACUACACAUGGACAUUUUGCAGUUUCAUUCUACAGGGAAGAGGUGCAGCUGUCCUCUACCAGGUGCUAAACAACUCAGAGGCUUUCAGUUGAAGACUUCAGUGCAAACACAUAUGCAAGUACAGACAAAUCCAUUGUUCCCUCACUGAGUAGAUCAGCGUAGAUGUCAGGCUCCCUCAGAUCGUCCUUGCUUAUGUUUUACGUUGCUCCCAACUAUGGAAAAUGUUCACCAGCUAAGUGUUUGCGCGUUUUGGCUGUUGGUGGCGUGUUUUGUGUAGAGAGCGGUCGGGCCGGUCGCUGCUGAUGAGCUUCCUGCAGACAGUCCAAAUACUUCUUCUCAGAGAGGAUCCGUGGCUUCCGCAUGUGAUGUGGACUUAGACGACCUGUGAGACAGGUGGAUGUGUUCUAACGUUUAACGCCUGUUGUGUUGGUCUGACCUUAGAGUUUGGUGUGUUUCCUGUUUUUCUUGCUCCGUGCAUACGUUCGACCAGCUCCACUCAGUCUGUCUGCUCCUCUGCUGCAGCCUGGUGCAGAGCGGCCAGCAGACGCUGCCAUAUGUUCAGUGCUUGACUGGUUGAGAGGUUUGAGUGGAGCCAGGCUUAGAGGCUGGCUUAGUUAGACCCCAGUAACCCAAAGGUGGUUUGGUUUUAAAAUGAAGUUAAUGAGCGCAUCGUAAAAUGAUCCGUCACUCAGUUCAGGACGUGUGCUUUUGUAAAUAAUCUCACCUUGUGUUAAUGUUUCCUUUCUGUGCAGGAUUUUCAUUUUGAAGUUUCCUCUUGAGCUUCGCUGCCUCGUGUUUGACGCUGGGGGUGGGAGUGAUGGUCGCGGUCAGUCUGAUUGACAUUAAAUCACCCGUCGCUCGCGUCUGACCGAACAAAAGCCAAUCUCCAUUGAAAAUUCAGUGCAAAAUCUAAAUAUGCAACUUGUGUAUUUGUUGUGUGGUGUCAGGAAAUAUGUUUGUUUAAAUGUUAGCGUAGUCUGUUACAGGAGAAGUCUGUCCCAUCAUAGCAACGUCUCUUUUGGUUUAUUUAUGAGUUUAGGUCAAUGAUACAGUGAAGAAGCUACACAGUGGGUGCAGGUGUGUGAGCGAAGCCACUUUACGCUUUGCUGGUUGGAGGCAUUUCUUGGCUUUCGUGUAUUUGUGACUGCAGAUGCUGUUGGCCGUGAUGUGAUGAGCGCUGCUGAUUUUAGUUUUAAGAUGAUGACAGGAUGCACAGAGGAGACGGGCGAUGCUUUAUCACCCCAGCCUCCAGUUCUGCUUUACUUUAAACAGACACGUGGGCUGAAAACCAGUAGCUUUGCGUUGGAGUUGACUUGAGAUCAAACUGUGGAUGUGAAGCUUUUUACAGAAGCGUUGGAGGUCUGAAAGGACGGGGUCCGGGACCGCGUCUCCCUCUUUGCAGACGUCGCUGUGAGUUCUUGGAUGAAGACGUGCUGCGACCUUUGACUGUGUAGCAGCGGUGUUGUCGCUGCAUGUUUCAUUUUGAAAUGACUGUACUUUUGAAAACAGACUUGGGUGUUUGAAGUGGAUCCCAGGCUGAGUGAGAAUAGAUUUAGACAAAUGUGGAGUCGAGCCUUGAAACCACCACGUCCUCCGGUUUAUUUAUCACUGCCAGGCUGUUUGUUGCCGUGUUAAGCGCAGGCUGUUCAGUCCCCUGGGCCUGUUUGUCAUGUAUGUUGUGUGCACUGCCCUGGCCUGUGUAGAGCAAACUGAAGCAGGGCCUGAUGGGAAUGGAGUGGAGAGGAGGCAGCUGGUCCCUGCAGAGCCCUGGACCUGUGUCGGCCUCCGCCGCUGCUCAGGCUGCGUAUUGGUGCUUUUUCUUGGGCCCCAGCCUGAAGCUUGGGGUUAGCUUAGCUUAGCCUAGCCUAGCCUAGCUUAGCCCCUGCUCCUCUGCAGAUAGAUUGGGAUGAAUGUCUUAACCACCAGCUCCACUCCAACAAUCUCAUACAUUUACUGUGCUGAACUGAUGCUGACGGCAGUAAACACAAAUCAUUGAGGAUGUGGAGAAACUGUGGCUGUGACUGCAAAGUCGCGUAAAAGCAGCUGGUCUGGUUUACAGACGGCACCGUGGAGCCCAAUCUGGUUUCACCGAAGGCCUCAGAAGGGUCAGGUCAACUGACUGGAGGAGUUUUAGGUCAGAGAGUGAAACAGAGCAGGGACUUGAAGAACUCGGUUCCCGUGUUUGCUGUCGAUUGUGAAGACAAACAUAUUUUCCAGUAGAUCUAGAAUCUUCCUGACUUGUUUACUCUUUAUAUUAAAUUCUUCAUCUCUUCCCCCUUCAUCUCCUUCUGUUCUGUCCAACUUUUGUUUAUUACAAAGUAUUAAACAAAUGCAAGAGCUGUAAAAUCAGAGUCUGUCACUCUUAAUUUUUCUCUUUCUCGUGUCUCGUCCUGUUUGUAUCCUACUCCAUCAUACACGUGGAGCUAAAUAUGACUAUUGUGUGCUUUGAGGACUGAAAGAAGAAAAAAUGAGUAAUUCUUUCAGUCAUUAAUUCUGAAUCUUGUUUCUGUUUGUUGUAUCAAGUCUGAGUAAAGGUUUUAAUACUGUA
Betta splendens (Siamese fighting fish) is the source of this 6301-nucleotide messenger RNA. RefSeq names its product retinoid x receptor, beta a (gene rxrba). Lineage: Eukaryota; Metazoa; Chordata; Actinopteri; Anabantiformes; Osphronemidae. The transcript is spliced from 13 exons. Gene Ontology annotation, biological process: cell differentiation; anatomical structure development; response to retinoic acid. Bases 293 to 1705 code for a protein of 470 amino acids. The record is from RefSeq and is a predicted model, not a curated record. Gene Ontology annotation, molecular function: nuclear steroid receptor activity; retinoic acid-responsive element binding; zinc ion binding. Gene Ontology annotation, cellular component: nucleus; RNA polymerase II transcription regulator complex.